AUGAUCACCGAGCCGGCUGAAAAAAUAUACUCAACUGAGUACGACCCGCUUAAGGUAGAAGAGACCGGCGAGCUUGAUGAGAAACACCUUCAGCUGCUCAAAGACAUGGGCGCAUUUGGAGUCAUGAACAUCUUCACUGGGGAAGCCAAAGUGCAAAACUUCUUCCCCUACCCCAAAGUGCUGUCUGCCGAAGAGUUUAGCUUUGUGGAAAUGAUCACCGAGCCGGCUGAAAAAAUAUACUCAACUGAGUACGACCCGCUUAAGGUAGAAGAGACCGGCGAGCUUGAUGAGAAGCACCUUCAGCUGCUCAAAGACAUGGGCGCAUUUGGAGUCAUGGUACCGCCAGAGUACGGGGGCAUGGGACUCAACAAUACGCAGUAUGCUCGUCUGGGCGAGGUGACCGUUGGCUUUGACCUGGGAAUCACCAUCUUCCUGGGCGCCCACCAGUCUAUUGGCUACAAGGGACUGCUGCUCUACGGAAACAAGGAACAGAAGGAAAGAUACCUGCCGGAACUGGCCAGCGGCUCGAAGAUUGCCGCCUUUGCACUGACUGAGCCGUCAGCCGGCUCAGACGCUAGUGGCAUCAAAUCACGAGCAGUCCUUUCCGAAGACGGCAAAACGUGGACUCUCAAUGGCUCAAAGAUUUACAUCAGCAACGGCGGCAUUGCCGACUACUUCACCGUCUUUGCGCAGACCGCCGUGCGGAGUUCCAGUGGUGAAAUGAAGGACAAGGUGACCGCCUUCUGGGUGCCCAGAACCGAGGGCGUCAGCAAUGGUCCUGCCAUGAAAAAGAUGGGCAUUAACGCCUCAAACACGACCGAAGUUUUCUACGAUAAUGUGAAAGUGCCUUCAGAGAAUGUAAUUGGUCAAGUUGGCGAUGGCUUCAAGGUGGCCAUGAACAUCCUCAACAAUGGCCGCUACGGCAUGGUCUGCGGCCUGUCGGGCACCAUGCGCCGAGCCAUUGCAAUGGCCACUGCCCACGCACAGAACCGAUCUCAGUUCGGCAACAAACUGGCCUCAUUCACUGGCAUUCAGGAGAAGAUUGCGGAGAUGUCGAUGAAGCACUACGUGACACAGUCGAUGGCCUACAUGAUCAGUGGCCUAAUGGACAACGGAGUGAAGGACUACCACCUUGAAGCUGCACUCUCAAAGAUUUACGCGUCUGAAGCUGCUUGGUACGUGGUCGACGAGACGCUUCAAAUAUUCGGCGGUCAGGGAUACAUGCGGGAAAUGGGAAUCGAAAAGAUGCUCCGAGAUGUUCGAAUUUUCCGCAUCUUUGAGGGAACCAAUGAAAUUCUGCGUCUCUUUGUGGCACUGACUGGUAUGCAGUACGUCGGUGGGCAUUUGCGAGAGAUCCAGCGCGCCAUGAAGAACCCAGUGGGAAACUUGGGCAUGAUCUUCAAUGAGGGCACCCGUCGAAUUAAGCGCUCAGUAGGCCUAGAGACACCUGAUAUUGCUCAAUACGUUCACCCUGAGUUCCACCCAGAAGCACAGCAACUGGCGAAAAAUAUUUUGACUUUUAGCUCUUCGGUGGAGCACCUUCUCAUCAAGUACACACAGGGCAUUAUCCACGAGCAAAUGCUCUUGAACCGACUGUCCAAUGCGGCCAUUGAUAUCUACACAUCACUGGUGGUUCUCUCGCGUGUCACUCGAGCGCUGGAAAAGAAUGUACUCAGUGCAGAAAUUGAGAAGAAUAUGGCUAAAGUUAUUUGCUCAGAG
Rhagoletis zephyria (snowberry fruit fly) is the source of this 1719-nucleotide messenger RNA. Its product is annotated as very long-chain specific acyl-CoA dehydrogenase, mitochondrial-like. The record is from RefSeq and is a predicted model, not a curated record. Lineage: Eukaryota; Metazoa; Arthropoda; Insecta; Diptera; Tephritidae. Gene Ontology annotation, molecular function: fatty-acyl-CoA binding; flavin adenine dinucleotide binding; very-long-chain fatty acyl-CoA dehydrogenase activity.